This is a messenger RNA of Acanthosepion pharaonis, 1392 nucleotides long. Lineage: Eukaryota; Metazoa; Mollusca; Cephalopoda; Sepiida; Sepiidae. The record is from the annotation of a GenBank genome assembly.
AUGAACAAAACUGUUUUUUACCUUCUAUUCUCCCCUUUUCCCUUUCUCUUUUUCUGUUGCCGUCUGGGGAAUUCAAAAUAUUCCUUUCAUUUUUUUUUUCCAGGCUUCCCCCUUCUUCCUUUCUUCAACCCUUUUUCUUUUCUUCUUCUUCUUCUCUUUCCUUUUUCUUCUUCUUCUUUUUCUUUUUUUUUCUUUUUUACCUUUUUUUAUCACUUCGGCUCUUUUCUUUCCCUUCUUUUCUUUUUUUCUUUUCUUCGCUCUUUUCUUCUUCCCUUUUUUUCUUCCCUUUUUUUACCCUUCUUUUCUCUUUUUUCUCCUUACCCCUUUUUCUUUUGCUCUUUUCGUCGUUUUUUUCACCUUUCCCUUUUAUCGUUCGUUUUCUUUUCACCCACCUUUUUUUUUCGUCUUUUCUUUUUUAUUUUCUUUCCAAACUUCUUUCUUUUCCUUUUUUUUCCCUUCUCGACUCUUUUCGUCCCGUCUAACCCUUUUCUUUUCUUUUCUCGUCUUCUUUUUUCUUUUCCCAGCUUCCCCUUUCAAUUUUUUUCCCUCAUUUUUCUUCUUCUUUUUUUCUUUUUUUUUUCUUUUCUUUUCCUCUUCUCUUUGCCUUUUCUCUUUCCCCUUUUUUUUCUUAUUUUCCCCUUUAUGCCCCUUUUUUUUUUUCUCUUUUUCAUCUUCUUUCCUCCUUCCCUUUUUUCCUUAUCCUUUUGGUUUUUUCUUUUUCUUACCUUCUCUUUCCCUUUAUUUUGUCUGUUUCAAUUUCCUGCCCCCUUCUUUUAUAUGCCUUUGGUUUUCUUCUUUUACCCUUUCUUUCACCUUUUCGGGCCUUCUUCUUAUUUUUUCACCUUUUUUGCUCGCUUUUCCCCCUUUCACUCUUUUUUUUUUCCUUUUUACCUUCUUCUUUACUUCUUCCCCUUUUUUUCUUUUUUUUUGCCUUUCGUCGUUUCUUUUACCUUCUUUUCAUUGCUUUUGUCGUCGUUUCUUCUUACCUUCCCCUUUUUAUCAGGGUCAAUUUUUUCCCUCUUUUCCUUCCUUUUUUCCCUUCUUUUUUCCUCUGUUUUUUCCGUCUUUUCUUAUUUUUUUUUUUUUGUCGCUUUUCUUUUUUUUCCCAAGCUUUUUUCGCUUUCUUAUUCUUUUUCCCUUGCUUUUUUUUUUCCUUUCAUUUCCUUCUUGGGGUGCUCCAAACCCUUUUUUAAUCUUUUUUCCUUCUUCCUUUUAAUUUUUCCCCUUUUUCCUUUUACUUUUAAUUUUCCUCUUUUUCCCUUUUUCUUUUUUCCCUUCUUUUCCUUUAUUUUUUUUUCCCUUUUUUUUUCCUUCCCUUUUAUUUUUGUUUCUUUUUUAUUUCCAGCCCCCCUUUUCCCCCUUCCUUUUCCUUCCUUCUUUUCUUUUUUUUAA